This is a messenger RNA of Felis catus (domestic cat), 1121 nucleotides long. It is a transcript of the gene CATSPERQ, whose product is annotated as transmembrane protein 249. NCBI's taxonomy places the organism in Eukaryota, Metazoa, Chordata, Mammalia, Carnivora, Felidae. The coding region runs from base 1 to 999 and encodes 332 amino acids. The record is from RefSeq and is a predicted model, not a curated record. The transcript is spliced from 7 exons.
AUGGGGUUCAGUGAGGAUUGUGAACCGGGCUGCUCAGGGGGCCGCUGGUGGUGUGGGGACUGGCGGGGAAGAGCACGCUCCCUUCAGGGUGGGGCUCGAGGACUCCCGGCAGAAGGGACAGUCAACAGAACAGCCCCUUCUAGAACGCGCUGUGCAGAACUUCUAGAACCCGGGCUUCGCCCAGCCUACACCAGCCUACACCACCACCUGGUGUCUCUCUCCUCUUCUCUUUGUCUGAAAGCCGCUCCUUCCUGGACCGCAGCCCUGGAGCCUUUCUUCUCCCAGACCCCCAAGGGCCGGGUUGGCGGCCUGCCCACCACCUCCGGCGGCAAGCGCUUCCAGCUCUGGGCCCUAGGACUGUUCUGCACCGAGCGUCACCUGGCCAAGCGCCUUAAGAACAACAGCUUCUACCCGUUCAUCCAACAGCAGCCCAAUGUCUUCGUGCUUGAGUACUACCUGGACACGCUGUGGAAGGGGACACUGCUCUUCGUCGUCUGCCUCCUCCUCGUCAGCUUCGGCUUCGUGAGCCAGGUGCAGAAUCAGGAGACUUGGGGCUUCCCCGCGUGCGGCGUGGUCGUCGGCCUGUGGCUCAUGAUUUCGUCUUUGCCGCGGCGCCGCCUGGUGCUGAACCACACGCGUGGCACGUACCACUUCUCCGUCCAGGGCCGCACCGUGUGCCAGGGCCCCAUGCACCUAGUCUACGUGCGCCUGGCGCUCAGCUCCGACGCUUAUGGAAGGUGCUUCUUCCAGUUGGUUCUAUGCGGCCACAAGCUGGAGCCGCUGGUGCUGGUGCAGCUGUCAGAGCGCUACGAGCAAAUGGAAUACUUGGGCCGUCACAUUGCCCGGAAACUCAACAUCAAUUACUUUGACUGCCUGGCCAAGUCGUACAGGCACGUGGUCCGUCACUGGCCACUGGGGGCCACCUUCAGCCCCGGCAUCGUGCAGCGCAAGACCGGCACUUAUGGCCAACAGACCUUGCAGUCUGACCUGGACGUGUGAUUCUGAAGGCAGGUGCCCCAGCGCUGCCCCUGCCCCUCAGGCGUACAGUCUCCCUUUCCCUGUGAUUUCCCACCUUCACUGGACCUUAGUCUUCCCCUCAAUAAAGCCACCUCUUGCUUCCA